Messenger RNA from Aegilops tauschii subsp. strangulata, 2666 nucleotides. RefSeq lists its product as uncharacterized. Gene Ontology annotation, cellular component: cytoplasm. Lineage: Eukaryota; Viridiplantae; Streptophyta; Magnoliopsida; Poales; Poaceae. Gene Ontology annotation, molecular function: glutathione transferase activity; glutathione binding. Gene Ontology annotation, biological process: glutathione metabolic process. The record is from RefSeq and is a predicted model, not a curated record.
AUGAAGGUGGGCUUACAGUACUCACUUGCAUACAGCUCCGGCUUCACUUCUUCAACCAGAGGAGAGAGAGCUCUGGCCACCAUGGCAGGGCUCGGCACCGGGGCGGGAGCUCCUGUUGUGAAGGUGUACCAUGAGAAGUCCAUGAUCCUGCCCGAUGUGUCGAGGGUGCUUGCUUGCCUGUACGAGAAAAACAUCGAGUUUGAAACUGUGAAAGAUUCGUACAAGGACAUACUCAGACUCCAGUCAACGAGGAGUGUUCCGGUUCCAUUCUACGACGGACCCACAUUCCGACAAGAGUCAAGAGCAAUCUGCCGCUAUAUAGCAGAAACCUACGAGCAGCGUGGGUAUCCUUUCCUCCUGGGGAAGGAUGUCCUUGAGAGGGCUUCCAUUGAACAGUGGCUCCGGCAUGAGGAGCAUGCCUUCGAUCCUCCGAGCCGGGCAUUGUUCUGCCACCUGGCCUUCCCUUUCCCUGAUGAAGACAUGAGUGACAUCGACAGGGAGAAGAGGAAGCUGGAAGAAGUCCUGGAGGUUUACGAGCAAAGGCUUGGCGAGAGCGAGUUCCUUGCUGGGAACAAGUUCACUCUUGCUGACCUUGUUCACCUACCAAACACCCAUCACAUAGUGACAUCCGAAGAGUUCGCCUACCUGUAUGACUCGAGGAAGAACGUGCAGAGGUGGUGGAAUACAAUCUCUGCACGGGACUCGUGGCAGCAGGUGGUGAGGGAUAUGCAGGACGUUGAGGAGCAGUACCAAAUGGAAGAACUUGAGCAGCAGCAGCAGCAGCAGCAGCUGGAGCAGCAGUGGCAGUGGCAGCCAGAAGGCCCAGAACCACCGGCAACAUAUAGCGGCCGCACCAUCCGCAUAGACCCUCGAAAGCAGACAGGCACAGAGUCACGGACAAUACUGGUUCCACCACCCAGCGGCGGUACUAUAUCAUCCUCAUCUUUCACAGUUCAACCUCUUCCCGCAGAAACAACCUCUCAUGGCCAAAAUUCACCUGGCCAAAUAAAAGAAAGUAACUUCUUUACCACCACCGAGAAAACACCACCACCCUCAAAGCAAAAAAGUCCCACCACUCAGAGAUCAGCUAGCAGUGUUCAAAGCACUACGAGUAACUUCUUUACCCCAGCUGCCCCUCCUAGCACCACCAAAAUGUCUCAGAGAAUUGAUACCGAGAAAUCCACCUCCAAAGAUGCCUCAUCUCCAACCAGACCCGGUCAAGGAUCAUCCAAAAAUGCUCCUGAUAAGCUCCAUCUCUCUGCUUCUGGUGAGGCAGCAACCCUUAGCAAACCUACGCUUUCACAAGAAGCCCCCAAACCCACCGACAAAACUCCAUAUGCACAACAGCCCUCUGAGCAAGCGAAGAAGGCCGCAGCUGAUCAAAAGGAUGCUGCUCAUUUGCCAAAGCAUGUGGCAUUCAGAGACAUUCAGAAUGAAACUGCACCACAAGCUAGAAGCCGUGGUGCCAAAGACAGCACUACAGAAGGUAAAGAGGCUGAUCAGAGGAGGGCUGCAUCAGCACCAACCAGGGAACUACCGCCAGGUUCUCAGAAUACCCCUCAAGCACCGCCAGCUGAUCUGAAAGUAUCUGACUCGUCACCAAUGAAAGAGGGUGCCAUCAAUGAAGAUGAGCGGUUCUCGACUAAGAGGCUCAGAAAAAUGCUUGAGCAAAGUGAUCCAGCAGCACUCAAACCACAGUCGACAGAUAUGCAACCCCCUCAAGUACAGGCAGCUGGCACAAGAGAUCCUCGCACUCCAAUCACAGCUGAUGAAAGGAGAGCAACUUCACCACCAGAAGGAGGAAUGGCUUCUGAUGAUCGUGGUUCCACACAGCCACGAAAAUCACCAUCCACCAAUGAGCAACAACCAGCCCCACGGAUGCCAAGCCAAUCACCAGCUGGUGAAAGUGCAGCACCUGCACCACAGCAAGCACCAGCAUCUGAUGGGAAUAAGCCGAUAUCUUCCAAGGAUAGUAGCAGGCAAACAAAUGAAACAUUAUAUUAUCGCAGCUCAGAAACAUCCAGAGAAAUGCCAUCAUCAGCCCCCGAGAAGAGCAUGAGACAACAGCAGCAGCAAAGUGAUAAGUCCAUUAGAUCGCCGCAAGACAUGGGCAAGCAAGGUUCUGAAGCUUCACCGCCGGUGUCUGGAACCGGGAAACCUGGGAGAACUCCAGGACAAGAUUUACUAGAGUCUCAGGAACAAGCCUCCCCUGAUACUCAGCAAGUAAAAAACAACAGAGAUAACAGCAAAUCGGAUGGCUCAAGCAAACCCACCUAGUUUGAUGGUAAUAAAGGUGAUGUCCCUGAGUCACAGAGGGGUGGCUCGUCAACCAACCUAUAACACAUUUCUAUCACGUCAUCUGGUUGCAGCUUCGUUGUUGUCGUCUUAUCUACCUCCCUAGUUUAACAUGCUCGUUAAUAAGGUCCAUUAUCUAUCACCUUUGGACCAACCAUGCCUGCCAAUUUGUCUACUCCACCUGGUAUAAUGUUACUACUUUUCAAUGGUGCAUUUCUUUGCUGUUCUUUUCCUGAAAAAUGACUUGUUUAGAUGGUCCUUGCAUUAGUAUUGUUUUGAAUAAUGUGAGUGCAACAGUUUGUUCUACAUAAGAAUCAUAUGCCUUUGUAUUUAUCCACAUGUGUUGACCUUAGUGAUGUGCUUGAAUUGAA